Mycena indigotica is the source of this 1071-nucleotide messenger RNA. RefSeq lists its product as uncharacterized. The record is from RefSeq and is a predicted model, not a curated record. The transcript has a single exon. Bases 1 to 1071 code for a protein of 356 amino acids. NCBI's taxonomy places the organism in Eukaryota, Fungi, Basidiomycota, Agaricomycetes, Agaricales, Mycenaceae.
AUGUCCUGGAUACCUGACCACACAGAGCCAAAAACUCGCUUGCGACUAGUCAUCCCUCAGCCACCCAAAUAUAUAUCGGCCCUGCUCACCGCUGCCCACCAAAAGCCUCAAGAAAUUGACGAAUUACUUAAUCCUCAUCUUCUCGACCCAGCUCUUCCUGCAGCACUCGCAUUCAUGAUUCAUGACCUGACGACAAACAAUGUUACCCCGCCGCUAUACUGGGGAGGUGAACCGGCAGUCUCACUAAACAAAUAUUUGACUUGCAUGGUCCACGCAACAAUGAUAGGGCGGGCAUUCGCUCUGCUUUCCACGUCUUCGCCCGCGCCGGGCGAAAAGACCGAGGACGAUAUUUUGGCGGCUGCAGCUGCUUUGCCAAUGGAGCUUAGACUACGAAUCUAUUUCACACAUUACAGCGAAUUCCGCACCCAAUGCCGUAGACUUUGGCAACAAGCGCUUACCCCUGUGUUUGUCAAGGCACUAAUGAGCGGUUCAGACCCAGCUCCUGCUUCUCGUUUUGCUGCUGCUAUCCUGGUUCUCACUUGCUGGACUACUCUCGAGUCCGCCCGGCCCCCAAUUCAAGGCAGAGGAACUGACUAUGUCUGGUUUAAUGGAAGUUACAGCACGGAGUUGUGGGACCUCGACCGACUCAAGGAUGGUAUACUCGCCACAUCCAAGCUUCCGCGGGAAAACUGGGAUGUCAGCUUUCUCCAGGCUGAUAUCAAUUCGCAAAGUGGAGAAGGACGGAGAAUCGUCAUACCAGAGUAUAUCCCUCUGGAAUGCAUAACCAUGUUAGACGCAGCACGAGAACAUAUUUACAACGGCGGGAUCGAAUGGCCGUUGAGAGACUACAACAGCGACGAGGUUGUGAAGCUAGUUUUACACGUCUUGGAAACCUCGGCGCAAGCGGCGGACUCUAACGAAUAUGAGGCUCACGGUAGCUGGGGAAAUCAUAUUGAUGAGGCCCAUGCGGAAUGGGAGGAGGCAAUGGAUAAGGAGUGGGUACAAGAGAAGAAAACAAAUCCGAGUCGGUCAAAAUCCAGCCGCGGAAAAGGAAGAGGGAGGGGAAGAUAG